AUGGGUUCUUUCACGCCAACGUCGUCCUUUUCACAUCUCGACCCCAUUCCUCUAGACGCCAUCUAUUCCCUCAAGGAGACCUUCGCGGCAGACAGCAAUGAGAACAAGAUCAUCCUAGGCUCUGGCGUCUACCGAGAUGAUGCAUCGCAGCCGUGGGUCUUGCCGUCGGUGCAAAAGGCCGAGGAGAUCGUUAACAACCUCCAAGAUCCUGGCCGGUAUGAAUAUCUACCUAUUCCGGGUUACGCACCAUUCUACACUGCUGCCCGGGAUCUCCUUUUCGGAGGCCUGGAAGGCAAAGCGGACCGGGUUGUCUCGGUGCACACCAUUGCAGGAACAGGCGCCAACAGUCUGGGAGCUCGAUUUCUCAAAGAGGCAACCAAUCCGUCGGCUGUGUGGGUGCCUGAUCCGACAUGGGUCAAUCACCGCAACAUUUGGAGCCUCGCUGGUGUCGAGGUGAAAACGUACCCGUACUGGAACCCUACCAAGAAAGCGUUGGAUUUCGAAAGGCUACUUGAAGUUCUCGAGAGCGAGGCCAACAAGGGUGAUGUGAUCAUCUUGCAUGCCUGCGCUCACAACCCGACCGGCAUGGACCCCACGAGGGAGCAGUGGACCGCGAUCGCGACCUUGUGCGAGACAAAAGGCCUGUUUCCAUUCUUCGACUGCGCCUACCUCGGGUUUGCCAGUGGCGACGUCGACAAAGACGCAUGGGCCGUGAGACACUUCGCAUCCCGAGGGACCAUGGAACUUGCCGUGGCCCAGUCUUUCUCCAAGAAUAUGGGCCUCUACGGCGAGCGGGUUGGUGCCCUCCAUGUGCUGGCCGCCACGGCCGACGCCGCCUCCAAGCUAAAAGGCCAUCUGGCCCGCCUACAGCGCGGCCAUAUCUCGCAGCCUCCCAGAAGGGGAGCCAGGAUCGCCGCAACGAUCCUCACCUCCCCGAGCUUAUACCAAGAGUGGCUGUCUGAUCUCAGGGAUAUGAGUGGCCGCAUUCAGGAUAUGCGUCGCGCGCUCUACGAUCAACUGCUGUCUCUGGGAACUCCUGGCAGCUGGGAACACAUUCGUUCGCAGAUCGGCAUGUUUUCUUAUACCGGCCUCACUCCGGAGCAAGUGGCAACCAUCCAGGCCGACAGCCAUGUCUACAUGCUGAAAUCUGGACGCAUCAACAUCGCGGGGCUGACCACCAAGAACGUCGAGUACACGGCACGCGCCAUAGAUGCUGCAGUCAGGCGGUCGCCAAGAUAG
Exophiala dermatitidis NIH/UT8656 is the source of this 1239-nucleotide messenger RNA. RefSeq names its product aspartate aminotransferase. Gene Ontology annotation, cellular component: cytosol. Bases 1 to 1239 code for a protein of 412 amino acids. NCBI's taxonomy places the organism in Eukaryota, Fungi, Ascomycota, Eurotiomycetes, Chaetothyriales, Herpotrichiellaceae. Gene Ontology annotation, molecular function: pyridoxal phosphate binding; L-aspartate:2-oxoglutarate transaminase activity. The transcript is spliced from 5 exons. The record is from RefSeq and is a predicted model, not a curated record. Gene Ontology annotation, biological process: L-aspartate biosynthetic process.